CCCCACCAGCCAGCAGGACAAGUUGCUACGGAAACGGCUGCAUGGCAACGGGCUCCGAGCCUGGGGUCCGUCUGCUGCUGCUGCUGCUGCUGCCUGCGCUUCUGCCUCCUCCUCCUCCUCCUCCGCCGCCGCCGCCGCGUUGCUGGCUGCCUCCUCAUUCUCGGGCGCGCUUCCCUCCUCGCUAGAUGGUGUGCGAGGCACCCGAGACCAGACACGCUCCGGACGCGGCGAGAAGCGGCUCGAGGAGGCAGCAGCAGCAGCAGGGAAGGCACGCCGGGAAGGAAGGAAGGAGGCAGGCAGGCAGGCUCGGGCGGGAGGGUGGCCGCAGAGGAGGCGAGAGCAGCAGCAGCAGCAGCAGCAGGAGGAGGAGGAAAGAGAAGGAGAAGCAGCCAGGCGUCGGAUCUAUCCUACCCCGCGCGCCUUUGGCCCCUGGAACCCCACAGGAAAGAGGAGGAGGAGGAGGAGCACGAGAGCCACCGCCGCCCUUGUCGUCGUCGUCGCCGCCGCGAGGAGCCGGAGCGGAGCCGCGUCGGGCAGGCAUGGACAUGAUGCUCCUGGUCCAGGGCGCUUGUUGCUCCAACCAGUGGCUGGCCGCCUUGCUGCUCAGCCUCUGCUGCCUGCUGCCCUCCUGCCUCCCCGCCGGGCAGAGCGUGGACUUUCCCGGGACCGCCGUGGACAGCCUGGUGGUCAGGAAGGGGGACACGGCUGUGCUCAGGUGUUACUUGGAAGAUGGUGCUUCAAAAGGGGCCUGGCUGAACCGAUCAAGUAUUAUUUUUGCAGGAGGAGACAAGUGGUCAGUAGAUCCUCGAGUUUCAAUUGCAACAGCAAAUAAAAGGGAAUACAGCCUCCAGAUACAAGAUGUGGAUGUGUCAGAUGAUGGUCCAUAUACGUGUUCAGUGCAGACCCAACACACACCCAGAACAAUGCAGGUGUACUUGACAGUAAAAGUUUCUCCAAAGAUAAGUCAUAUCUCAAACGACAUUGUGGUGAAUGAAGGGAGCAACGUUACACUGGCUUGCUUGGCUACAGGAAAACCAGACCCUUCCAUCUCAUGGAGGCAUAUCUCUCCGUCGGCAAAACCAUUUGAAAAUGGACAGUAUCUGGACAUCUAUGGAAUUACACGAGACCAAGCUGGGGAAUAUGAAUGCAGUGCUGAAAAUGAUGUCUCAGUCCCAGAUGUGAAAAAAGUAAAAGUCACAGUAAACUUUUCGCCAACUAUUCAGGAAAUAAAAUCCAGUGGAGUGACGCUUGGAGGGCCUGGAUUCAUACGAUGUGAAAGUGCAGGUGUUCCUUCCCCAGCUUUUGAAUGGUACAAAGGAGAAAGAAGACUGAUCAAUGGACAACAAGGGAUUACUAUUAAAAGCUUUAGUUCAAGAUCAUUUUUAAAUUUCAACAAUGUGACAGAGGAGCAUUUCGGCAACUAUACGUGUGUUGCUGCCAACAAACUAGGCACAACUAAUGCCAGCCUGCUUCUUAACCAAAUUAUUGAGUCAACUACUACUAGUCCUGUCUCAAGCCCAGCUCCAAGUACGACCCAGCUUGGGAUCACCGGAGGUGCUGAAGUUCUAUUGUCCUGCUGGUACCUUGUCUUGACACUGUCCUCUUACACCAGCAUAAUGUACCUGAAGAACAUCAUUCUACAAUAAAUGUAAAGAACCAUGGAAAGCUUUUAAGGAUUCUUUGAAAGUGCUGAUGACUGGAUCCAAUCUGGUAGAGUUUGUUAAAAAGCAGCGUGGGAUAUAAUCAGCAGUGCUUAUAUGGGGAUGAUCGCCUUCUGUAGAAUUGCUCAUUAUGUAAAUACUUUAAUUCUACUCUCUUUUUUAUUAGCUGCAUUACCUUGUGAGGAAGUACACAUUGUCCUUUUUCAUUUUAUUUCUUUUUCUUUUUUGUUUCUUUAUUUUUUACAAAAAAGACGUGAAAACUCUGAAAUUACUUUUAGAGGAUAUUAAUUGUGAGUUCAUGUUUGUAAUCUAUAACUUUUCAAAAGCAUUCAGUCAUGGUCUGCUGAUUUUGCAGACCGUAGUUUACAUUAAAAAGAACCCAAAUAUUGCAGUUUAAAAAAGUGAUCUUUAAGGCUGCAAUACAAGCAUUCAUUUCCCUCUUUAAAUAAGAUUCUAUCUCCAUUGAUAUAGAAUCCUUUUUUAAAUGAAAAAAAUCCUAAAUGAUAUUGCCUUGGAUUCAUUUCUUCAAAAAUAGAAAACAAAUCUAGAUUUUAUUCUAGCAUGAGACUCAGAUUUCAAGAAUGAGCUUUGUAAUAUAACUGCACUGUGCAGUUAUGCUAUGAUUUUGAUUUCUUUGUCAGUUCAGCAUGGGUGUGCCUUCAUAAGAUACUGCUUUUCUCUUCCUCUCAGUCAAAUGGGAGAUAUAUAAAUAUAUAUAUAUAUUUUGGUAGAUGCUACGCUCAAGGAUGUCAAUCUCUUCUUAAGGACAAAGGUGCUAUUGGUUGUAAAAUGAAUGCCACCAGUGGGAUAAAGGGACACUUGCAAACACUGAGCACAGCAGACAGAGUUAAUAGAUGGAACUUACAACAUGUAUUUGAAAUCUGUACAAACAGCAGGUAUCUCUCAGAGACUUAUUUGUGAAUGUAACAUUUCCUGGGUUCAGAAGUUCAGAAUUUUAAAAAAGGAUGCACAGAAAGUGACCAUCCCUUUAUUAUUUUUCAUAAUUAGUGAUGCAGUAUGGUUCUUCCUGUUGAAUUUAUCCUGUAUUAAGGUGAUUCAUGUAUAGAUCAUAGUGCUUAGUCAUGAAAAACCUGUUUAAAGGGUCUUUUUAUCAUAUACAAGCAGAUCUUUGGAUUUUGUUAGCAUACUAAUACUGUUUCAAAGUUUUCCCAAAAGUCAGUGUUCAUGGACAUUAAACCAGUGUUUCCUCUCCAACACAGAUGUGGUUGAAAAACUUUCUCACAUGCCUUCUGUGGCUCAAUAAUAUAUGUGAGUCCUAUUUCCACCUGUUAAUGUGGAGAAGGAUCUGUAAAUGUGUUGUAGCAUUAUGAUGCCACACAAUGUGGGAAAUAUAUUAUGGAAAAUCUAUUACUCUAGAAAAGGAAAGACUGACUUCAUAUAGAGCAUUACUUCUUAAACUAUUUGAUGUAAUUUGUUGUGCCACCAAAACCAUAUUUGUGUCAAUCAGCUACAACUGUUUCUGAUGUUAUUGGAAACUCUCCAGCUACUGCUACCAGAUGGUUUAGGGACCAGCACUGGUUCAUGGACCACCACUGUAGAACACAGACUAGGAUAUGACUUCUCUUCUGUCUUCAUUAUGAUAGUAUGAUAGGUUGUUAAAUUUCUGUUCCUAGUAUAGCAUAACCAUUGCAUUUCCUGCUCAACAAGUCAUGUUUCAGGUUCCAUAUCCUGCAAGUCCUGCUUCAGUGCACAUGGACAACCUUAGUAAACCCAACCUAAUUAGCAGCAUAUCUUUAAAUGAUUAUAAAAAUGAUGUCUCAGAGAAGAAAUGGGAGGAAAAUAAUGUGAAAAUUGGUAGCAUCAUACUCAUAGGCACAACAUAUCACCCACAAAUGACAAAAGUUAAAACUAGCACCUGAAAAAUGGAAGACAUCUAUAACAUUCCUUACAAAUGUUACUGUAGUAUGAAUUAAGGAAAUACUAAAGAGUUUCAUUUGAAUUUAUUCUGGUUCUGUCACAAGUAGGGAGAAAUUGCUCUUUGCUGCUUGACUGAGGACAUAUGUAUUUGUUUUGUGUUCAGGAUGAGUGAUAACAGCUUGUCUCUUUAAUUGCACUUGUUAUGGUUUGCACGGCAAAGUGCAUUAGAGCAAACUAGUGAGAAUAUAAAGUAAGCUGUUGUAUCUCAGAAUGAGUUUGUGUAGAUGUCAUGGUCUCAAAAGCAAAGGGCAAUUUAGUUAUAUCUCAGCUAGACAUAGAAGAGGCCGCAAUGGUGUAAUUCAAGUACAUUAAGCUGUGAUUUUCAAAUAAAGACAUGCAUUGUAUUGAACAGUUACAUCACCAGUCAUUAAACCCAAAACAAGUGGGAUGAAAGUGAAGGUUAAGAUGUGCAUAAUAAAAAUACUUGGGCAUUUUGCAAUGCCGCCACAAAAUAUUCAGUUCCACACACACUUCAGUAGAGCUUGUUCCCUACUUGUUGUCUAGAAUCAACAUAAUCAGUUCACAUACACUUUUACAUUAUAAACAUCUUUAGCUCCUUAAUUCCAUUCUCCACAGUAACAUGCCAAGAGUAGAUUAUGAAGGAUAUCCAGUUUAACAAGAGUUAGGAACUGCUAUGUAGAUCCUACUGGAUGGCAGUAAAAUAUCAUUGAAUCAUGCUAGGUUUUGUUCAUUAAUAAAAUGUUUUCUUUUCAUAUCUAUGUUAUAAAACUGUUGACAUUGCAUGGAUGGCAUUUUUUGGGGGGAAACCCCAAAAAUAUUUGAUUGAUCUGAUAUGAUAUGCUGAUCUUUGGUAUGUCUGAGUGUUCAGAUUUCCAGAGGUAGCAGGAAGUAACUUCCAGUGGGUGUUUUAUAUGCUUUUUUGCUUGGUGGACUGUUGGGGGUGGAUUAAACAAUGUCUGGUAGUUGUUUCAUCUGCCCCCUAUAGAGUUUUACCAAAAUGCACAGAGAGCAAGAAAUGUAAGAGCCUCGCACAUCCUGUUGACCUUGCAAUUUUGAAUGUCUACGGCUACUCUCUGUUCCCCCUUGUAUUGCAGCUUUAAAGUUAUAGAAUACAUCCAACAGACUGAACGAGUAGUGCUGCAGAAAGUAGUAUCUCUGUCAGUACUCAACAACAUCUCAGAGAGAGAGAGUACCUACCAUUGCUUUCCCCAUGCACAAAGAGCUUUUAAUAUCUUUGCUCACCCCAACUCUGUAGUCAAGCUAACAGUGUUCAUAAUUCUUCCCCAGCACAUGCAGUCUGAUGACUCCUGCAGCAAAACAGGGUGAUAUUUUAUUUUUUAUUAAAUACCUGUGAUGAAAGGAUUAGUAAAGUUUGUGUGUGUGUGGAAUUUUCUUCCACAAUUGCAGUUGAAACACAUUAGCCCCAUGCCUAGCCCAGCUUCUGAAUUUCUCCUGGGUGUGAUUUCUGUUUUGGUUUUUAAAAAUACAUCUCCCUGCUCAUUCAAGAGGAUGAUUGUAUGAAUAAAGCGAGGACUCAGUCCUAUAGGUAUUUACUGUGAUAUUGGGAAUGUCUCAGUACAUGCUUAGCCCCACAAAGGCUCUUUUUUAAAAAGUCAGCAAAGAGCCUAAUCCUUCCAAGACAGACACGUGUAUACUGUUUUGCACAAAGUAGUCCCAUAAUUAUGUCAUAAAGAAUAGCAUGUGUCUAUGUGCUUAUAGGAUAACUCUCAAACAAAAAAUAUUCUUAAUUCUUUGGUAAACCUUUUCUAUACAAUCAUUGUACAAUUUGGGAUUUAUUGAGAUUUGAUGUGGAUUGUGUUGGUUGUUGCAAAUUAUAAUAACAAUUUACAAAGUUUAUUAGUCCUUAAACUGUGAGGUAUGUUUGCUUUCUUUUAUUUCUUACAUGAUAAUCUGUGCUCAUCUAGUUGAUAUCAUUGCUGUUCACGUUUUUAAACAACCACAAUUAUAUUUCUCCCAGUCAUGGAAAAAUAUGAAAAAUAAAUGGAUUAGCUCCAAGUGGUACAAUGGAGGAGUUAUUACGCAUAAAUUGUCCAGUGUUGAAUAGUUAAAUUGUGGUAAUCUGUUUGAUAAAUCAGGACACUUAACUACAAUUGUGUUGUUGCCAGGUUAACAUAUAGAGGAAAAAAGGUUGCAAUUACUGUGUUGUAGAUAGUGAUGCUGGUUGAAGGUAGAGAUGUCUCAAUAUGGCGAAUAUGAAUGGUGGGGUUUUUUUUUUAAAAAAAAAAGAUUAACUGGGAAAUUAGCUAUUCAAAAUUAAAAUGAAGUAUAGUUUCGAUGUUCAUCUCUAUUCUUCAAGGCUGUGCUUUAUUUUUAACUACAGAAGUCUUGAAGUCACCACUACUAAAAGCUGGGGAAGUUUUGCUUUUGGUAUUUUGCACAUUUUCAGAAUCAAUGCUCAACAUUAUGCUGACCAAAACAUCCAUCUCCCCAUACAACUGUGUGCACUUAAGAAUGUGUAUACCAAAAUAUGUAUUUACAUGGAUAAAUGAUAUGCCUUAAAGCCUCAGUAUGCACUUACUUUCAGUCUGAGGAAAAUAGUCCAUAUGUCAUAAUAUUUUUGGGUGGGGAGACUCAUUCUCCACCCCCAAAAUGGUAUUUAACACAUCAAAGUAUUAUUUCACCAAGUAGACUGUGUCAGAAAUUCAAAGCCAUGGUGGAACUCUAUGGUGAGAGUCCAGGUGGGAGUACUCAUCUUUUGUACAGUGAUGACUAAUGUUCCCAUCCAAAUCCAUUUCAAUCUGUUGGUUUUCUGCCAUUUGUUUAAGUGCAUCUGGAAGUUAUGAUAAACCUGAAUAAAACUUUCACCUUUAA
This is a messenger RNA of Anolis sagrei ordinatus, 6392 nucleotides long. RefSeq names its product neuronal growth regulator 1 (gene NEGR1). Lineage: Eukaryota; Metazoa; Chordata; Lepidosauria; Squamata; Anolidae. The record is from RefSeq and is a predicted model, not a curated record.